This is a messenger RNA of Tarenaya hassleriana, 1099 nucleotides long. RefSeq names its product THO complex subunit 4B-like. Gene Ontology annotation, biological process: mRNA export from nucleus. The record is from RefSeq and is a predicted model, not a curated record. NCBI's taxonomy places the organism in Eukaryota, Viridiplantae, Streptophyta, Magnoliopsida, Brassicales, Cleomaceae. Gene Ontology annotation, molecular function: mRNA binding. Gene Ontology annotation, cellular component: nucleus.
ACAAAACAAAAAACCUUCGGAACUUGCCUUCAUUUUCCUCGUUCCAUCAAAACCCUAGUUCCUCCUGCUGCUUGUUUCUCCUCUCUCUCUCUCCGAUCUCAGACGAAGAAAAGAUCCGGCGAAGAUGUCGAGUGCUUUGGACAUGUCACUUGACGAUAUCAUCAAGACUAACCGGAAAUCCACCGGAUCCCGCGGCGGCCGCGGCGGCGGCGGCCGUGGAUCUGGUGGUCCUGAUCUCUCUGGCCGCUUCUCCAACCGCAUCGGGAACCGAGCGGCGCCGUACUCAAGGCCGGUACAAUCUCCAGAUUUGGCUUGGCAGCACGACAUGUUCGCGGCCGACACGGCGGGGGUGGCGGCGGGUUUCGGUGGUCAUCCCGCGGGCGGUGCCUCAUCAAUUGAGACUGGAACUAAGCUUUACAUUUCGAAUUUAGAGUACGGAGUUUCCAACGAAGAUAUUAAGGAGCUUUUCUCAGAGGUUGGCGACCUUAAACGAUAUGGCAUUCAUUACGAUAGGAGUGGGAGAUCGAAGGGCACGGCUGAAGUCGUCUUCUCCAGGCGAGCUGAUGCCAUGGCUGCUGUAAAGAGGUACAACAAUGUUCAACUGGAUGGCAAGCCUAUGAAUAUUGAGAUAGUGGGGACAAAUCUUUCGGCUCCUGCCCCACCUCCUUUGCCUGCAAAUGUGAUGUUUGGAAACUUGAAUGGUGCUCCCAGAAGAGGCAGGGGAAGAGGUGGUUUCAUGGGACGGCCACGAGGUGGUGGUGGUGGUAUUGGUGGUGGCAGGGGAGGUCGUGGGAGAGGUCGAGGGCGUAAUGAGAAGAUAUCAGCAGAGGAUCUUGAUGCUGAAUUGGAUAACUACCACAAAGAGGCCAUGGAAACUGAAGGGGGAAUCUAAAGCCCACUUCCAAUUUGAGCAAAAUGGUAUUUGCAUUCCCAUGAUAUAUGUGCCUUCGAUGUAAACUGGGUUAUGAUCUUUUAGGGUUGAAUUCCAAUCUCAUUUUGGCUUUGGUAUUAGGGAUAUUUGAGGGUUGAGUUAGAGAAGAAAACAUUUAUGUGUGAUUACCUUACACUUGUGAUAUGUCUAAAAAUCUCUUAUCGUGUA